CAAAGCCACAUGGCUUUACGGUAUCUAGGAGGUGGCUGGAGAUGAUGUUCUUGUUUGGCCGGCCAGGACCAUAUGCAAUAUCUUAACAUAGAUGUAAUUCUUCUUGCCUUGCAGAGUUGUUUUGCCAAAAUCAGCAUUUGAUGUCUGCUUGCAGGCUACAUGCUGUGGUGUAUGACAUAAUCUAUUUUUAGAGAUAUUAUACAAAAGUUGACUGAACACGGUGACUGAACAGUGGGAAUCAUAUUGCACCGGAUGUCAUUACAGGCUUUUGAGUAGCGCGGAGUGUAAUCAAGAUGGAAGUUGCAGCACAUUUUGUGAAUGACUCUGUAGAAUUCUACAAAUGGAGCCUUACUAUAUCAGACAAAAGGGUCGAAAAAUGGCCCAUGAUGUCAUCGCCCCUCCCGACGCUGGCCAUCAGCUGCCUGUACCUGCUCUUCCUGUGGGCGGGACCUAGAUACAUGCAGGACCGGCAGCCAUUCGUCCUUAGGAAGACCCUUAUAGUCUACAACUUCAGCAUGGUGGUCCUCAACUUCUAUAUCGCCAAAGAGCUCCUGAUAGCGUCCAGGGCAGCCGGUUACAGCUAUCUCUGCCAGCCCGUCAACUACUCUGAGGAUGAAAACGAAGUCAGGAUAGCGUCAGCCCUAUGGUGGUACUACAUCUCCAAGGGAGUGGAGUUUCUGGACACGGUGUUCUUCAUCCUGAGGAAGAAGUUCAACCAGGUCAGCUUCCUCCACGUCUACCACCACUGCACCAUGUUCAUCUUGUGGUGGAUCGGCAUGAAGUGGGUCCCUGGAGGACAGGCCUUUUUCGGUGCCGGCAUCAACUCCUCGAUCCAUGUGCUGAUGUACGGCUACUAUGGUCUGGCUGCCCUUGGGCCCCAGAUCCAGAAGUACCUCUGGUGGAAGAAAUACCUCACCAUCAUCCAGAUGAUCCAGUUCCACGUGACCAUUGGCCACGCGGGCUACUCCCUGUACACCGGCUGCCGGUUCCCCAGCUGGAUGCAGUGGGCCCUGAUUGGCUACGCCGUCACCUUCAUCGUCCUCUUCGCCAACUUCUACUACCACGCCUACCGGAGGAAACCGGCCGGCGCCCGCAAGCCCGUCGCCAACGGCGUCUCCACGGCGACCAACGGCCACAGCAAGGCGGAGGAGGAGGAGGAGCCGCAGGACAACGGGAAGAAGUCGCGGAGAGGCCGUCCGAAGAAAGAGUGAAAAAAGAAAACAACGCAUCCGUGGAAAAGGGCGGGA
Molecule: messenger RNA, 1247 nt
Organism: Gadus macrocephalus (Pacific cod)
Lineage: Eukaryota; Metazoa; Chordata; Actinopteri; Gadiformes; Gadidae
Product: elongation of very long chain fatty acids protein 4-like
Exons: 7
Coding region: 294-1211 (305 amino acids)
Biological process (GO): very long-chain fatty acid biosynthetic process; sphingolipid biosynthetic process; fatty acid elongation, saturated fatty acid
Cellular component (GO): endoplasmic reticulum; endoplasmic reticulum membrane
Molecular function (GO): fatty acid elongase activity
Source: RefSeq, a predicted model, not a curated record